AUGGACAUCGACGAGAAGGUGUCGGGGCCGGGGGGUGCCUCGCAGAAGAACUGGACGCAUUUGAACACCAGCAAUGAGUUACCGCUGGAGAUGCGCUUCAACCACGGGCACAUGGUGUCGAUAACGGUGUACACAGUACUGAUGAUAGUCUCGGCUACAGGCAACCUGACGGUGCUAACGCAGCUUCUAAAGAGGAGAAGGGCGGCCCGCGCUAGCAGAUUGGACGUGCUGUUAAUGCAUUUGGCUGUGGCAGAUCUAAUGGUAACUUUCCUGAUGAUGCCGCUGGAGAUCGCGUGGGCCGGUACGGUGCAGUGGCUGGCGGGGGACUUCAUGUGCCGCCUUAUGAUGUUCACGAGAACCUUUGGUCUCUACCUCUCAAGUUUCGUUCUUAUAUGUAUCGCUAUUGACAGAUAUUACGCAAUUCUGAAACCACUGAACGUGACCUGGGAGGCGCGAGUGAGGAAGGUGCUGAUCGUGGCUUGGGUUUGCGCCGGCUUCGCUAGCUUGCCGCAGAGCUUCAUAUUUCACUUGGAAGAGCAUCCAGAGGUUAAAGGAUACUACCAAUGCGUUUCGUACGGCUCCCUACCGACGGAGACCCACGAGUUCGCCUACUUCCUCGUGAACAUGACGCUGAUGUACGUAGCGCCACUUGUUUCAACGUUGUAUUGCUCGUCCGCCGCCCUCGCCGAAAUUAUUCGCAGAGCCAACACCUCCAAUGACAAAAUGCGUCGCAGCGGUGUCGGCAUACUCGGUAGAGCCAGAGCUAGAACUCUGAAGAUGACCGUUACCAUAGUCUUAGUGUUCUUCGCAUGCUGGUCACCGUACUACUGUUACUGUCUGUGGUACUGGAUAGACAAAGAGUCCGUUAGAAGUUUGGACCCGGCCUUCCAGAAAGCCAUGUGGCUGUUCUCUUGUACGAAUUCUUGUGCCAAUCCCAUUGUUUACGGCGUUUUCAACAGGAACCGCUGGCAUACGGGGCCGAAUGCUAGGUAUCGUAACGGAAGUACGAGAAGAGGCUCGCGGUUCCCAUACGGCGACUCUAUGGAAAUAUCGGCGGCGACCCUAGCAAGAGCGCGGAGCUCCAUACACAGCGAGCGAAACUGCCGCAGAGAUUCGUCGUUCAACAGCAAAAAUGGGACCCAAAAGCAACUUAACCACAACAACAACCUUGUUGGCAACGGCGUUGUU
This is a messenger RNA of Iphiclides podalirius (scarce swallowtail), 1188 nucleotides long. The record is from the annotation of a GenBank genome assembly. NCBI's taxonomy places the organism in Eukaryota, Metazoa, Arthropoda, Insecta, Lepidoptera, Papilionidae.